UAAAAAUUUUCAGCCAAUCCACCUUAUUCAUCCAUCCACCCAGUCCUGUAAAUGUUGGCAUUUUAUCUGUUUUCACAGUUAGAUUAUUAGUUUGUGGUAUUUGUUGACGUUAGUGUUCAAUUACCAACAGUAGUUCUGGUAGACACUAGAACGCUAUUAACGUUUAAAUCAUUAGAAAGAUCUACUAAACACUUUUAGCAAAUAGCAAGGACUAAAGGAUGGCACGUGGACAGCAGAAAAUUCAGUCACAAGCCAAGGCUGCUGAAAAGCAGUCUAAACUGAAAAAACAGCAGGGACACAGUGCUACUGAUCAGAAGAAAGCUGCACAAAAAGCACUUGUGCAUGUUUGUGUUGUAUGCAAGGCCCAGAUGCCUGACCCUAAGACCUACAAACAGCAUUUUGAGAACAAGCAUCCGAAGAAUGACUUACCAGAAGAUUUGAAAUCUGUCUAACAUUUAAUCAUGCUGUAGACCAUUUAUUAAUUUUAACUUUAAGAAUUGUAAAAAUAUCUUCUUGUUAUUGAAACAGCAUUUGUUUAUUUCAUUACGUAUAAUGCGAUGUUUUUUUAUUGACAAAAUGAAAUGAGCACUUGAACUCGCAUGUUUUUUGUGCAAGUGAUGUCAUCAGCAAGCCUUAGUUGCUGCUGCUGCCUGCGUCAUACGUGACAUGUGAAAUCAAGGCGCGUAACUACUACUCAGUACUAUUUCAUUUCCUUUUUUUUGAUGUGAUUGUUCUUAACAUAUAAAUAAUAUAAAGUGAUAUCUGUUCUUCUUGUCUAUUUAUCAAUACAAAUUGAACAGAUGCUGAA
Trichoplusia ni (cabbage looper) is the source of this 808-nucleotide messenger RNA. RefSeq names its product zinc finger protein 706-like. The record is from RefSeq and is a predicted model, not a curated record. NCBI's taxonomy places the organism in Eukaryota, Metazoa, Arthropoda, Insecta, Lepidoptera, Noctuidae. The coding region runs from base 219 to 452 and encodes 77 amino acids. The transcript has 3 exons.